Molecule: messenger RNA, 914 nt
Organism: Zingiber officinale
Lineage: Eukaryota; Viridiplantae; Streptophyta; Magnoliopsida; Zingiberales; Zingiberaceae
Exons: 5
Coding region: 142-588 (148 amino acids)
Molecular function (GO): actin binding
Source: RefSeq, a predicted model, not a curated record
AUACGGAUAUUGAUUGCUUCGAGCAGUCCUCUCUAUCUCUCUGCCGGUCGACGCCGCCAGUUCCGCCGCCGGCCCUCUCGUCGCCUCCGCCGCAGUAAUCGACCGCCUUGGAGAGACAAAUAGGGGGAACCGCGCCCCAAGAUGGCGGAUUGGGCGUCGACACAUCGGCUUUGGGAGAAGUGGGCGUGCAACAACGUCGGUUCCUCAGGUGAACGACUGAAGGCGGCUUUGCUCCUCAACUACGACCCCAACGGCCCUUCUCGCCUCUUGUCCUUGAUAGCAGAACAGGAGGGAUCGAACUUAACAACCGUUGACUUGAACCCAUUCAUUGACUUUGUCAAGCGCAAUAAACUCCAGAAAGAGUUUUUCUUUAUCGGACCUAACCAAUAUUUAGUUACAUCAAUAUUCGAGAACUGGUUUUGUGCUAGGUGUGUGAAUACACUCAACCCUGGCGGCGAAGGUGCUAUAGUUAUGCAGAUAUCAUCACAAUUAUUGGUUGCAAUGUAUGAAGGAUCUAUUGGGUCUGCAUCUCGUGCCAUGGUAGCAGCCGACCAAUUGUCAUGGCAAUUGAGUAGAAGAAAUCAUUGAGUAAGUUGAAUCAGAUGCAAGGUUUCAUUGACCUUUUCUACUACCCUAACUUUUUUGAUACGAACAUUCACAUAUAUUAAAGUUUUUUUUUCUCUUUUUCUUUUUUAAGACUUAGAGGUAGCGGCCUCUACGCUUGUUGUGAAUGAGGUAGAAGAAAUUCUUCUGACCCUUUGUGAUAUCAUGGAACCUUAGCACAUGGAAUUAGCAUCACUCUUUGCUUAUAGUAACCUCGAUACACAAAUUAGAGGAAAUACUUUGACUCCGUGUAACUAACCCGUCAAUGUCAUCUCCUUGAAGAAUUACUCAUGGUCAAUUUUCGCACCUCA